Paramecium octaurelia is the source of this 1199-nucleotide messenger RNA. NCBI's taxonomy places the organism in Eukaryota, Ciliophora, Oligohymenophorea, Peniculida, Parameciidae. The record is from the annotation of a GenBank genome assembly.
AUGAAGUACUUUCUUGUGUUGGCUUUGAUUACAUUCUCAUAUGCUACAACUUUGACAGAAAUAUCAGAAAAACUUUCUUAAUAUGGAGAUCAUCCUUUUGGAAAGUCAAUGGUCAAUUUGGUUGCAGUUAACAUGAAAACAGGUGGUUCCCUCAACGAAUUGAAAUAAAUCCUAUAAUAAAUUAAGGAUGAACUCAUUGCUCUUACUUAAUUGCAAGAUUCAGAAAAUGCUAUAUUCAAUCGUAAAAGCCAGGUUGAUUUGGCUAAAUUAUAGGCUACACUUGAAUAAGCAUAAGCAGAUUUAGACAAUCAAAGAUAGGAGUAAUCAAGUUUAAACAAUGAAUUAUCUACUCUAUAAACAAGAGUGAAAGAGGGUAAUCAGAUUGAUUUUAUUUUUUGCAGAUUAAGCUGCUUUAGAUAGAAACAGUAGAGGAAGUGGGGAUGCUCAAUCUAGACUUGAUGCUGAAAAUGCUGAUUUUGCUACUAAAUACUCUGAUUAUAAUGAUGCCAUUUUAGCAUGUAAAGAAGCAUAAAGAUUAUUAUUGAACUUGAGAGGUGAAGGAGCAUCUUUAAUUUAACUUACGUACUUCUUUGAUAAUUACCAAUUUAGUUAGGAUACAAAGAGCAACCUCAUCUAAACUAAAGAAAACUUUUAAAAAAUAAAGGAGAUAUUGGAGGCUCAUACCAAAAAGAGUUCCUUAACCUUAUUCCAACCAAUCAUUGAAGGACUAGCUGAAAUGACCACAAAGGUUAAUCCAGAAACUUUGAACAAUGUUCUAAGUUUAGUAGCUCGUUUGAUUACAGCUCUCUAAGAAGGUUAAGAUUAAUUAGAGUCUAAUCACAAAACUUAAGUAAAUGUUCAAUUCAUAAUAAAAGGUUGAUAAUUUGACAAGAUUGGGUGAUGAUUUGAGAAACGAGAAAUAAACCUUAUAGGUUUCUUUAGCCACUGCUAACAAUAGACUUAAAGAAAUCUAAUCAAGAUUAAAUGAAUUAGAUGGUUUGAUCAAUAUUUCAAAUGCUUUAGUUGAGGUUACACAAUUAAACAUUUAAGAUGCUACUAAAGUCAAUGAAUUAGAAGAUUCAGAAUACAGUAAUUAAAAGGUCAGCAGGUAUGGUAUUUGAUUAUUUUUUUAUAGAUAAACUGAAAUCGAUAUAGUUGAUAGACUUAUUGAAUACAUCAAUUAAAAAUUAUCAGAAUGA